Molecule: messenger RNA, 5753 nt
Organism: Conger conger (European conger)
Lineage: Eukaryota; Metazoa; Chordata; Actinopteri; Anguilliformes; Congridae
Product: neurofilament heavy polypeptide
Exons: 3
Coding region: 374-3328 (984 amino acids)
Source: RefSeq, a predicted model, not a curated record
CCCCCGGGCCCUAACCUCAUAGCUGCCUGUAGGGGUUGCUGCUCUUUAAAGAGGGCGGCUCUGGACCCCAGGACUCCAGGACCGUGAUAUCUAAGGUGCUCCAAACACCCCCUGCCUAGCUGACGGUCCCUGCCCACAGUCACGCUGGAGCACGCUUUGAGCAAAGGGCUCUGGUUUUAUUUUUGGAGUGGCAUGGAGACUGUUCCUUCCAUUUGUAGUUAGGGUGUAGUUCAGCACAAGAUGAGACUCCCCUUCUGACACUCCAGGCUGGGACUUGCAGGCAGCAGCCAGUACCCCCCCAACCAGCACUCACACAGGGUAUUCAGUCAAAAGUGAGUUUGUCAUCUGUGAUCACUACUUCCUGGGGGUUGAAAUGCUGAUGGCGGUCAGUUACAGCGCUGCCUCUCAGCCAGGCCUGCAGUCCCAGCAGCACCCCCCGCCCCUGCUGCCCAAGCCCGGCAGGGACAAUGCCCGGCUACAGAAACUGCUCAAGAAGUCCGCCAAGAAGAAGGCAGCCGCGCAGUCCGCGCAGACCCCGGUGCCGUUCCGCGCCAGCCUCUCUCCCGUGAGUGAGGCCAGCCCUGACCUCGAGCGCAGCGACCACUCCACUCCGCCCAAGACGCCGGAGACACCCGCCUACGGCGGCACUCUGUACCCCAGGGUCAACGUCCGAUCAGUGUACCAGCACAUGCCAUCUCCUUACCCGUAUCCGAGGAGCAAAACUUACAGUCCGAUAGGAAGGCUUUCUCCGCUGUCCUACUCUCCCCCAGUCAUCAACUUUCACCAGGCAAGCCAACACUUCACAUACACAGCACCUUCCCCAACAGCUCCACCCCUGGCUCAACUUUCGGUUCCCAUUUCAGCUGAAGCUCCGAAGCCAGCUCCCACCCCAUCAUCAAUAUCAUUAUCAACUUACACAACUCUGUCACCUCAUGGAGCCUCUACUCCUGGUCUAGCUUCAGUCCCGGUUCAAGCGCCUUCACCCACAUCAGCUUCAGCUCCACAGGCAAAGCGUCCCAGGCAUACCCAUGAUUCAGAACCAAAAAGUCCUGAAGCUGUACCUUCAAAGGUAAUGGCCUCUCAAUCAGGUGGGAUUCUAAUGGCUGCCAAAUCUAUCAAUCCUCAAAUUACCAUCUUUGAACUCACAAAGCCCAAGAAACCUAUCUUUGAGGUUCCCCAAAUAAGGAUAUACACAUCUAAGGUAUCGGAUCAUGAGAUGUCUCAGUCACCUGUGUAUUACAGAACACAAUCUCCUUUAAUACUCAGGAGUACAACACCAACAUUUGAAAUAAAACGAGUGAAAACACCAACUUAUGAAAUGAGGAGGGCAGCAACCCCAACACCUGAAAUAAAAAGAGUAGCAACUCCAACAUAUGAAGUGAAACGAAUACCAACUCCUUCAUUUGUUAUUAAAAGAGGUACAACCCCAACCUCUGAAAUAAAAAGAAGUACAACUCCAAUAUCUGAAGUUAAAACAGGUACAACUCCAACAUCUGAAGUCAAAAGAGGGACAACCCCAACAUCUGAAAUCAAAAGAAGUACAACUCCAACAUCUGAAGUCAAAAGAGGUGCAACACCUUCUUAUGAGGUUCCAUUGGCACUAAUAGCCUCAGGCCGUCCAAAGACACCAUCCCGAGCAAAGACACCUGUUUUUGAAAUAUCAAAACCUAAUCCUCUGUUAUUUGCGGCCUAUUCUCCUGUGAGCUCCACCCCGGAUGUGCAGACCCCGACAGAAAAAACAGACAACGAGAGAAGCAAAACUCCCACAUCCAUUGCUGUUGCUGUUGCUGCUGAAACACCUUUAGCUGAUGUUGCAUCUGAGGUCACUGCUACACACAAGCAGCCAAAGGCUGACGAUUUAAGCUAUACAAUUCCAAAUGGUCUGCCUCCGCUGAAUACAACUUCACCGGAAACUUCUAUGUAUACAGCUCUAACACCCAAGAGUCCUUCCCAUGAAGCAACUACUCCUACAAUCCAGCCUAGCUUCCAAAGACCCAAGACUCCAACAUAUGAAGGACGCCAAUCUGUAUCCCCCUCAGUUGGAUAUCAAAGGUCAAGGACGCCAACAUAUGAAGCAUACAAACCUAAACCUAAAUCAAAGUAUUAUGGAUUGACUCCAUCUGAGUAUGCCGCAUAUGGAGGAAUCCGGACUAUUUCACCAACCUUUGGUACAUCUAGGCCUAAGACACCUACCAACGGGGUGUCUGAAAUAUCUCCUCCAUGUAAUGACAUCUCUGCACCCGAAUCCUCCUCUAAAGAAGCACAGAGGCCCAAAACACCUCCCAGCAAAACAACAGUCGCAGCUUCUACAAAUAACUCUUCAAUGCCUCAGAUCUUAGUAAAUGAAAUUACCCCUAAAGUCUUAACACCAAAGAUACCAGCUGAUGAGGUGAGGCCAGUGGAGAAGGCAGAAACACCACAAACAGCAUUAUCUGAAGCAGAGGAGGCACCAAAAUCACCGUUAAGGGUUAAAACCCCUACUUAUGGAAUGCAGGGUGCGGCGACGACGCCUCCAGAGCCACCAAAAGCUAAAACACCAACUUUGGAGAUGCAAAGACCCAAAACACCAAUCGCUCCAGUUACACAAGCCACCGCUGGAGUACCAAGUAUUGAAAUGGAAGCUUUGGAAGUGCAUGUCAAAACCGUGACUUUAGAUGCAGAACAUGUGAGGGAGGAAGUUCCACCAGAGAAAGUUCCCAUCAAGGAAGAGACAGCAGCUGUACCAUCGACAGCAGGCAAGGAGGCUCAGGGAGAGGAUUCAGUCUCCAAAGCACAACCUCUGCUGAAGGCAAUGAAGAAACCGCAGGGCCUGAAGUCCAAACUCAGCGGCUGGUCGCGCCUCAAGAAGCACAUGGUGGUGGAAAUGGAGGAGCCCAAAUUUCCAGAGCCUGACGCCACGACAGAAAUCCCUGAUGAUAGUCAAGAGCAGAAGAGCACACAAGGGUCUGAGGAAGCGUCUUCAGAAGCCAGUGGGCAGUCGGCAAAGGGCAAACCGAGGGCCACCAAGAUGUGGGACGCUGUGCUGUUCCAGAUGUUCUCGACUGAGGAGAGCAUCAUGCAGCAGAUCAGCAACAACGAGGAGGCAGAGAAACCCGCAGUGAAGGAAAAGCCAAAGGACAUCCCAAAAUUUGUCCAUCGGCUGCCUCUCCUCCUGUACAGCCCCAGGUUUGACGCCAGGAAGCUGAAGGAAGCUGCUUCGCGGCCGCUCACUAAAAUAUCGGCUGUGUUUGAAAUGGGGCUGCUGAACCGCAAACACCAGGAUGAAGAGCCCAAAGACUUCAACAGAGUUGCCAAAGGGUUUUCUGUCCCAAAAACGAUGGAGGAAUAAUUUGGACUGUUGAAUUAUUCAAAUGGAGGGGAAGCCUUUUGUAAUUAAACGGGGAAGAAUAUAUUGCUUGUCCUGCAAGUUAAGCUGUUUAAAUGUGUCGUCGAAAAUCACGUGAUGAUUGUAAAUCCGAUCAAGCCAUAAUAUUUUAGAAUGUAAUAGCUUUUGUUACAGUAAAUGCACAAUUUGCCAAAUCACAAGUGCUUUCCAAAUUGCAUUGCAUCUUAGUGUGUCAUCUUGAUGUAUUCUGUUUACAGUUGUGAAUUGGCCAGUAGUAGGAAACCAUUACUUACACGGUUUUUACCCAAUCUGCCUUUAAUGAUAUUGGAGGGCUGUCUGGAUCCCUCAAUUUGAAAAUCAUAUUUUAGCAUCUAUGUUUAAAUAAGGGGCCUCUAUGUGAAUAUAAUGUUUCUGACAUACUAUUAGAAAGAUGAUUACAAAGCAGAUGAUAAAAUAAAUAUUUGCAAGUGACUAGUAAAGUCAGAGGUCCCACUAAAAUAUUAAUAUAUUUCCAAUGUAAAAUAAAAUAAAAUCAAAAUCCCUUCAUUCAUUUUACUCAAACCAGUGAGCUUUCACUGACACUGAAUAUCCUUCACUGGUGGAAUCACACUUUGUGGGUUUUACAGUACAGUGGGAACUGUUGAAAAAGUACCUCGCAAAGGAUAUACGUAUAUAAUGUACAUUCUUUGUUAAUAAAUAAAAUACAUAGCCCUGAAACAAAAUUGGCCAUUAUCAUGUUAGUUUAUAAUCUUUUACAAUUACUUUUAAGAUAUUUAAAUAACAAUAGAAUUAAUGCAAAUCCAUCAAUAGCUUUCAUAUAUGAAUUCCAUACUUUUAUUUUUUCAUUUUCUGUUGUGUUCAUUCGUAUUUUUUAGAUAUGCUUUUUUUAUUCUAUUUACAAAAUCGACAAUAUGGUGCUAAUUUCUUACCAAACUAUGAAUCCAAGACACAAUGAAUACCAGAAUUACCUGCUAUUGCUACUUUUGUAAGUAGUGAUGAUAUACAUUGUGCGGAUGAAUCCAUGUAGCUUAGCUUUAGUUCCAUUCUCUCUGUGCUUUUGAAUGGUGAAUAAUGAAUAGGCGUAGGCUUUACUGUUGGUUUAGAUAUAAUAUACAGUAUGCACACGUAUAAUAUAUGCACACAUCCAUGCAUUUGUACACAUUCACCCACGUGCGUGUAUCUACACAUCAUGCACACAUAGACAGCAGCAGACUUCUCACUUCUCGAGUCUGCUGCUCGUACGUGAAUUUGAUGCUUGCCAGGGAGGAAAGAGUGGGCGUGACUGUGUGAGUGGGAGGCAGGACAAAGAUGGUUUUAGCCUUGACAGGGGGCAGGCUGUCUGUGCCAGAUUGGCAGUAGGCCUGGAACACAGUGCAGAGCUGAUGUGCAGGAAGUCCUGAGAGCAGACAUGAUGUCUCAGCACACAGAGCAGCAUGGGUCCUGUGGGGCGACACUAAUGGAACGGACGGCACAGCGUGCAAUGGUUUGGGAAGGUUAAGGAUGUCUUGAAAAAUAAGAGUUUGAACCCCAUAUUACUAUAGAAUGUGGGUGUUUGUGGGGGGAAAAAAGUUGGUUGUUUGCUGUUGUAAGUUCUGGCUAGGAGCAUUGCCCUAAUGCUGCUGCAGACUCUUAAACUGGGCUUGUGCCAGGGUGAACAGAAAUGGAAAAUAAUGGUUAAUAAUUCCCAAAUAUGGGAUGGGGAUGAGUGAUGGGAAGAAGUAAGUAAUUAAAAACUAAUUCUUCCAAUGCAUGUGUCGAUAGCGCUAGCACUACUUGUUUCCCUCUUUUCAAUAUUGAAAAUAAGCUGUUUCAUAUAAAAAGCUGAUCUUUAAGAUAAUACUCAAAGCUGGCCCUUGCAGGCAAUAGUACUGUUGGUUUUUAUUCUUUCCCUUUAAUCUGAUUUAAACCUGGGGCAGGUGGGCUAUAUCUCUCACUAGUCAGUGGCAUUCAUCAGUAAAUUAAUUAGACAAGCAAUGCUAUUGGCUGCGAGGGCCAGAUUUGCAAUCCCUUAAUGUAAUAAUGUGUGUAGUAUGCCUAUGCGCAGUGUAUUUAUAAAGCUAUGAGGAUAAUAUCCAAUAUUUGCUUUGUCUGAAAAUAUGGAGGGGUGCUUUAUUGCUUAAAUCAGAGAACUCAGAAGAGUAUUACAUAAUUACAAAUAGUUUUCAGAGUAAUUUUACACUGAACACUGACUGGAUACUGAAGUUUACAGUUCCUGAAGUUUAUUUCCCACCAAAAAAAAAAAGGAAACAAUAACUCUGAAUACUCUCAAUAUUCACUAGGAAUGACCCCUAAACAGGAAGUACAUUUACAGGGGUUGAAAGUUUAAUUUGGUACCUGUAUAUAAGAUUGUAUAAAAAUGUGUAUUGUUAAAUUAUGUCUGUCUGUAAUCAGCAUCCAUUUCUGUAAGUAAAUUUCAAACAAAAAAUAA